Molecule: messenger RNA, 719 nt
Organism: Trichechus manatus latirostris (Florida manatee)
Lineage: Eukaryota; Metazoa; Chordata; Mammalia; Sirenia; Trichechidae
Gene: FATE1
Product: fetal and adult testis expressed 1
Exons: 4
Coding region: 96-518 (140 amino acids)
Biological process (GO): negative regulation of mitochondrial calcium ion concentration; negative regulation of apoptotic process
Cellular component (GO): mitochondrial outer membrane; mitochondria-associated endoplasmic reticulum membrane contact site; endoplasmic reticulum
Molecular function (GO): ubiquitin protein ligase binding
Source: RefSeq, a predicted model, not a curated record
UUUGAGGGGCCUAUUCUCUUUGUGGUGUGUCCUGUGCCUAGGAAGCCCUGGUACCAACUCUGUGGCUAUUCCUGGGGACUCUGUUCUUCCUAGAAAUGGUGGACCGUGGAUCCCGGUCCCAAGGUUCUGCCUCCCAUCGGCGACAGAAGUUGGAACAUAAGGCUGCUGGCUCGUCUGCAGUCCCACCUGCUUGGAAUACGACUAGACCCAAGAAAGCGGGGUCCCGAGGGGCGAAAGAGCCAGGCCACGGGGAUGUGCGUGCCCAGGAGUUUCCUGGGGGCUUCCAAGGCAUGCGGUUCCAGUAUGAGCGCCCGGAUGUAGAUUUGAUGGCAGAGAUUGGCCUGGAAGAGCUCAAUGGGCUGGAGAUGGAAGUCAUGAGAAGGCAGCUGCGUGUCAUCACCGAACGUCUGCAAGACCUGGAGGAACAGGCCUCCACCUGGCACUACCGGGAAACUCUGUUCUUCACCAUCAUGGUGUCAGGUUGCAUGGCCAACCUGUGGCUGUGGAUGCGCCGUUAACCCUUCACGCUGAUGAGCACUGCUGAGCCUUUGCCUCUGUCCCCUGCUCUCCUUCUGUAGCUUGCCAGCCCUUGCCCACCCUCCUGCCACCCCCAGCAGCCCCAGGCAGUGUCAGGGCCACUUUUCAACUCUGGCUAGGCCCCCUGCCUGGGGGAGUCACAGCCUGGGAGCAGAGGAGGUUGGCUUCCAGAAGAUCCAAGG